UCCAUAUCGGAUUGUUAGAUAAGGAAAUCAUCCGCUUCCAGACUGAUGUCAUGAUGUGACCGGGAUGUGACGUCCACGGAUGACUGAGUCUCCUUCGGAUUAUCAUCGGUGGUAAUGUAACGUUUUGAGCUGGCUACUCAGCCGGGCUAUCUCUUUACCUAAUGAGGUAGUAUUGUCAACUAUUCGCAUGUUUGGGACCUAAGCACCCAAGGCAUUAGUCGUUACAUGAGAGGCCACGACUAGGUCUCAUCCAUUGUGUGGACGGACAUCCCUUGUGAAAACAAGCACGAAUUUUUGUUUGUGGUUAUAUACCCAGCCCCUGUUCCACGCGCGCUCUGCUUCGAAGCUUCGUCCGGACGACAAAAUGAGUGACUGCUGUGUCCGCGUUUACACCGUGCGCGUCAAGACAGGUGACAGAAAGAACGCAGGGACAGAUGCUAACGUGAAGAUACGUCUCCAUGAUGUCAAUGGCCGACACACCCCUGACCUCGUCUUGGAUGUGGGUUGGCACGAUGACUUCAAGAGGGGCGCAGUGGAUAAGUAUGUCUUAAAUGAUUCCAGUAACCUAGACAGCGAAAUUGGUAAGAUCGAAUUAUGGCGCGACGACGCUGCAGGUUAUUUAGAAUCGCCCGAAUGGUAUGUUGAACAUGUGGAGGUCGAACCCCAAGCGACAAACAAGCUGUUUUCUUUCCCACUCCAUCGAUGGAUUGCGGCGGACCGACAUUACAUUAUUCAACAUUACGACGCUAUCUUACCCCAGGAUGACCCCCACAAAGACCAGAGGGUGUUUGAGUUGGCCGAGAAAAAGAAGCUUUACGAGUACGACCGAAAAAGCGACGAUCCAAACUGUCCCAUUCAGGUGAAGAAGAUACCAGAUGAUGAACAGUUCUCGGAUAGCUAUCAGUAUGACAUCUCAUUCUCAAAGAAAACCGCCUUUGUCGAGACCAGGCUCAUUAAAUUGUUGUCGGUGCUCUCACCCUGGGAGUCCGUAAAGGAUAUCAUCGACCUAUUCGGCGCGACAGGUUGGAACAUCGAGAGACCCAACACGGUCCCGCAUUGGGAUAAGGACACGUGGUUCGGGGCCCAACGUCUCUCGGGAUGUAACCCGAAGUUGAUUGAGCUGUGCACGGAGAUACCGGAGAAGCUUGCAGUGACCCCAGAGAUGGCGGCUCCAUUCUUGGAAGGGCUUUCACUGGACCAGGCCCUCAAAGCGAAGAGAAUCUACAAAGUUGAUCUGAAGAUACUUGAAGGUCUGGAACCUAAAGGAGACUAUGUGAUCCCAGUUCCCAUUGCUUUGUUUUUCGUAACUAACGACAAGUCCCUUUUACCGAUCGCGAUCCAGCUCUUUCAACAGAAAGGACCAGGCAACCCGGUAUUCCUGCCAAGUGACGACCCGUACGUUUGGUUGAUAGCAAAGGUCUGGUACAACCUCGCCGAUGCUACGUAUCAUCAGUCUUUAUCCCACUUAGGAUUCACCCACCUACAGAUGGCAAGCGUAAGUGUUUGCACCAAUCGGAACCUCUCACCCUCUCAUCCCAUCUUCAAACUUUUGGCUCCACACUUUCUGUACCUGAUCGCAAUUAACACGCUUGGUCUUACGAAGUUGAUAUCUCCUGAUGGACACGUGGCGAAAACUAUGUCAAUAGGCCAUACAGGCAUGUUUGACUUCAUCUGCAAAGGAUCUGCCGAGUGGGGGAUAGACACACAUUGCAACCUGCCGAAAAAUCUGUAUAUGAGAGGGGUUGAUGAUGCGGAGGCUCUCCCUAACUACCACUACAGGGAUGAUGGUCUGGUCAUCUGGGAUAUUCUCAACAAAUACGUCACGAGAAUCGUCUACCUUUAUUACGGUGACGAUGAGAAAUUACAAAAUGAUCCUGAGCUUGGGAAGUGGGGGCAUGAAUUGACUGCCCCCUACCCUGAAGGUAUUCAAAUGAAGGGUGUGCCAGGUGAAGGGAAAUUCACAUGCCGAGAACAGUUGAUAGAGUUCAUCACUUCCGUCAUCUUCAACUGCAGCGCAGAGCACGCGGCAGUCAAUUUCUCCCAGUACGAUGAGUAUGCUUUUCCACCAAACUACUCUGCCCAACUGGAAGGGAAGCCUCCGGCAAAUAAGGACGUUAAAACGGAGGCUGACUUGAUGGCAAUGCUGCCAAACAAACAGAUUACCCUUGACACCACCUUAGUGGUGAAGCUCCUCGGUACAAGGGGAACCAACAACCUUGGUUCCUUCGAACAGAAAUAUCUCUUUCAUCCAGAGGCAACGAAAGCGCUCAAGCAGAUGGAAGAAGACUUGCAGCAGGCCAGCAUCACCAUCAAGAAGAAUAACCAAACGCGUGCAUACCCCUACAACGUCUUGGAUCCCAAGACCAUUCCCAAUUCCAUCAGCAUCUGAAUCCGGCAAUAAACAAUCAUUAUUGGCUAAUGGUGGAGUUUUGGUGUAUUCCUGUUUCGCCUAUUCCUGUUUCGCCUAAUUCCUUAUUCGCCUAUUCCUGAUUCGCCUACUUCCUGUUUCGCCUAUUCCUGUUUCACCUUAUUCCUGUUUCGCCUAUUCCUGUUUUGCUUAUUCAAAUGUAUUGCUAACCUCCCCACAGACGUAGGAAUAUGAACCGUCCCUUACUAUAGUGUUAAAGGCUAUCAUUAAGAAUAAAGUCUGAAAUAAUGGAUUUAGCGACAUGUCAAUUAUUUCAGUAUUAUUCGGAAUAACUUUGGAAAAUUAUACAUAGCUUACAUCGGCCUAUGUUUUAGCUUAUUUUAAAAGGCAAGAAAUAAAAUAGUAAGAAAGUUUUACCCUUUCAUUAGAUUUGAGAAAGGUUUCUUAGGCCUGCAUUUUAUAUUGUGGAUUCUCUUUCUUUUGUCUUAGUCAGUAACUGGCUUCGUGAUAGAAAGAAUACCUACAUGUAUAGCUACAUUGUUCUUUACUAGGACAUGCGUUUUACAGCUGAUUUUGAUCAAAUACAUAUGAGAAUGUACAGUAUUAUGUAUUUUUAUCAAAAACUCAUGAAUUCCUGUUUUUACAAAAUAAGCGAAUGCUUAACUCUACUUAAGCUAUUAGUUUUUACUGUGUGUCAGUAUGGUCAUAUGGUCAAAUAAGUCCCGGACUGUCCCCACUUUCAAGGUGACUCUUUCAAAACGGUCAUGGCAUGGUUUGUUAACAAAGUUGAUGGCAUUUGAUUAGUCAAAUUGUCAUCACAUCGUUAACAUCAUCCAAUUGUCCCCUCACAUUUUCCCCAUAAAAUGGACAUGCACCCCUAAGGUUCCCCCUGGGAGAGUCGAUUUAUUGUAGGGGUACUGGAAAGUAGGCGAAACAGGAAGUAGGCGAAACAGGAAUAGGCGAAACUGGAAAUAGGCGAAACAGGAAUAGGCGAAACAGGAAUAGGCGGAACAGGAAUAGGCGAAACAGGAAUAGACGAAACAGGCAUAAACCGGAGUUUUUGCUGAAUUAAUAAAGAUGAAGACACUAUUGAGAUGAUCAAGACUGGUGGUACUUAGUUGUCAUUAUUGAGAUGAAUAAGACUGUUGGCACGUGUCGUUAUUUAGAUGAUUACGAAUAGUGGUGUAAUCUUGUCCUCAUUAGAUAGAUAAAAAUGGUGGUGUAUACUUGUCCUUAUUAAGAUGAACGGAUGUUCUAUUAUUCUGCCUAUGUGACGAAUAAGUUUCAUUAUGCAUUCAAAAUCAAAUUUCUUAGUACAUGUAUCAUAAUUAAGAUGAUAUCAUUAGGUCGAUGGUUAAAAAAUUAUUAAAUUUGCUGUUAAUCCACACACGAGGCCUGUGUUAUCACAUACGGAUAUAGAUAUUCAAAUACACGUCAAAUAUAUAUGGUCGGUAGGAUUUGUGUAGAUAGUGACAGCUGCAGUAGCUGUAACAGCUGCAACAGCAUGUCAACUUGUAUGCUAUAGAAUGAUGAACACUCGGUGGCUGGCAAUAAAAAUAAUAUUUU
Messenger RNA from Lineus longissimus, 3934 nucleotides. RefSeq names its product allene oxide synthase-lipoxygenase protein-like. Gene Ontology annotation, molecular function: metal ion binding; oxidoreductase activity, acting on single donors with incorporation of molecular oxygen, incorporation of two atoms of oxygen; protein binding. The record is from RefSeq and is a predicted model, not a curated record. Gene Ontology annotation, biological process: lipid oxidation. The coding region runs from base 365 to 2389 and encodes 674 amino acids. Lineage: Eukaryota; Metazoa; Nemertea; Pilidiophora; Heteronemertea; Lineidae. The transcript is spliced from 15 exons.